This is a messenger RNA of Dinoponera quadriceps, 1938 nucleotides long. Its product is annotated as lanC-like protein 2. The transcript has 10 exons. Gene Ontology annotation, cellular component: plasma membrane. NCBI's taxonomy places the organism in Eukaryota, Metazoa, Arthropoda, Insecta, Hymenoptera, Formicidae. The record is from RefSeq and is a predicted model, not a curated record. Gene Ontology annotation, biological process: peptide modification; carbohydrate metabolic process. Bases 618 to 1835 code for a protein of 405 amino acids.
GCACACAUUCACAGAUAGGUGAUGAGUCUACGCGGAACUGCAACAAAGACCUGGUGGACAAGGUUAAGAGCAAUCAGGGAAAUCGGCUGGAGUCAGUUCAAGUUAGUAUAGAAGUAAUUAUCGCGGCGAAACGGUCGAUUCCGGAUUCCGUGGGCGCUUCAAAUUGUUGCUCGAGUCGAAUCGUUUUUCGCGCAACAGUUGACUCCGAAAUCGUGUUGUUGUCGCCAUGCUGGGAAAAAAAUCAAUACCGACGUCAGUGCGUAUAUUCGGCGCGUAUAUUUCACGAUGUUACAUGAGAUAAAAUUCGAAGUUCCGUGAAACGAUUAUACGCCCGGACGACGCUCCGAUUCAAGUAUUCACUGUCUCUCGCACGCAUCUCCCAUUCAUUCACUCUCGAUUAAAUUCAUCUGAAAAAUCGAGAUCCUAUGCAUUCCCCAAGAUGCGUCGCAAAUAUCGUUUCACCACGAUUUUGUUACGACACCGCAUCCUCUGAAAUGUUCCGGAAUGGAUAAUUUCACGAUCUGACUGGCGUGCAUUUAUCUAACCUUUACUUGAUUUACUACCCCCGUAAUUUUUCCAUAUUGGAAAGCGAUACAUGUUACAGAAACUGGGCGAGUAUGGAUUCUAACAGAUAUUACAGAAAUCAGUUUGACGACUACGCCAGCUCUGGCAAUCUCAAUAUAGUCGUGAACGAUGGCAGUAUGAUUCACGAUGCAUUUAAAUCAGUGCUAACCGUGGAAACUAAGAAGCUGAUGGAGAUCCUGGAGGAAAACGAAAGGAUGUGGCUCAGCAGGGACGAUUAUUCAGUAUACACCGGAUCAGCGGGGAUCGCAUACACAUUUUAUCACUAUGGGAAAUCUUUCAAUGACGCCGCAUACAUCAAAAAAGCAACAGGUUUAUUAGAAAGGUGUGUUACAAAGUUUAAAAGCAGGCAUGAAAUCACAUUUCUGACGGGAGUUGUAGGACCCUUAGCAUUAACAGCAGUAAUAUUACAUUCGCAGCGCAAAGAAGAGGAAGCUAAGCAAUUGAUCCUGAAGCUGAAAUCCCUAGCUACUUACGUUAUAGAGAAACGUAGCGAUGUUCCAGACGAGUUGUUGUAUGGGAGAGCCGGGUAUCUAAGCGGUUUGCUCUACAUAAACGCGAAUAUAUCGCCACCUCCUAUAGAACCCGACAUCAUUAAGCAGGUUGUCACUACAAUAAUUAAUUCCGGGAGAAUGUACGCUUCUGCGAAUCAUUGUCAGUCGCCUUUAAUGUACUCUUGGCAUGAAACGGAAUAUCUUGGCGCCGCUCACGGAUUGGCAGGCAUACUGUACUUACUACUGCAGGCGCGACAAUACCUGACGCAGGUACAAAUGGACAGUUACGUGAAACCAUCGUUGUACUUUCUUCAACGAUUACAAUUCCCUUCCGGUAACUUUCCUUCCUCUAUGGAGAGCCACUCCGACAAAUUGAUACAUUGGUGUCACGGAGCUCCCGGAAUGUCGGCACUGUUUUGUUUAGCCCAUAAGGUGUUCGAGGACAACACGUUUCUCGACACUGCGGUCCGGUGUGCGGAGGUGAUCUGGCAAAGAGGAUUGUUAACCAAAGGGUACGGCAUUUGCCACGGCGUUUCUGGAAAUGCCUACGCCUUCCUUCAUCUGUUUCAGCAUACACAGGACAUCAAGUAUUUAUAUCGAGCCUGCAGAUUUGCCGAAUGGUGCUUCCAUUAUGGGACACAUCAGUGUCGAGCUCCUGAUAGACCUUUCUCUAUGUUCGAAGGUCUUGCUGGCGUUAUUUAUUUCUUAGUAGACAUGCAGCAACCACAUAUGGCUAAAUUUCCGUCAUACGAUAUUUAAGAUAUCUUGGACACAUCUAGAAUAUAUCUGAUACGUGUAUACGUGUACGAACACUUAAGGAGAAAAAUGUUCUAAAGAGCUGAAUAAAUUGAAUUGUAUCACA